ACCACAUUCGCCACACGGCGCCAUAUUAGAUAGACAUUAUAUUGCUGCAGUCGAAGACAAGGAAGGGGAACAGUACUCCAGAUGACGAGGGUACUCAUGCCGCAGUAGUCAUUUCGCAAAACACUCGCGGUAACUACUAUAUAUGGUUGACAACAACUAAUUAGGUCAAACAUCUCGGGCAGUGUAGUCCGAGGCGUGUUGUUUUUGUCGUUGUUUAGCUAACUUGCUAGCAGACAUGACUUCCUUGACUCUGCGGAGUUCGGGCCUCGUGCAGAGACGGACCGAAGCCUCGCGCAACGCCGCUGACAAAGACUACCCGUCCGGUCAGGAGGACCAUGAGCCCCGACGGGGAGACGAGCAGGACGAUGACGAUACCGGAGACUCCAAAGAAACACGUCUCACCUUGAUGGAAGAAGUGCUGUUGUUAGGACUGAAGGAUCGAGAGGGCUACACCUCGUUCUGGAAUGACUGCAUUUCAUCAGGUCUGCGAGGGUGCAUGCUGAUUGAACUGGCCCUGCGAGGACGCCUUCAGCUGGAGGCCUGUGGCAUGAGGAGGAAAGGUCUGCUGACCAGAAAGGUGAUUUGUAAGUCAGAUGCUCCAACAGGUGACGUGCUCCUGGAUGAAGCCCUAAAACACAUCAAAGACACCCAACCACCGGAGACUGUGCAGAGCUGGAUUGAACUGCUCAGUGGAGAGACAUGGAACCCCCUGAAGCUUCAUUAUCAACUGCGGAAUGUCCGUGAACGGCUGGCCAAAAACUUAGUGGAAAAAGGUGUCCUCACUACUGAGAAGCAGAACUUCCUGCUUUUCGAUAUGACCACACAUCCUCUGACCAACAACAACAUCAAGCAGCGCCUCAUCAAGAAGGUCCAGGAGGCCGUACUUGACAAGUGGGUGAAUGACCCCCAUCGAAUGGACAAGCGGCUGCUUGCGCUCAUUUUCUUAGCCCAUUCCUCCGAUGUCCUGGAAAAUGCCUUUGCCCCGCUGCUAGACGACCAGUACGACCUGGCCAUGAAGAGAGUGCGGCAGCUGCUGGAACUGGAGCCUGAGGGGGAGAGCAUGAAGGCCAACACCAACGAGCUGUUAUGGGCUGUGGUGGCCGCUUUCACCAAAUGAGCCUACCACAUAGAGGACAGAAAGCAGUUAUGGCGUUCAAGUGGCAUUGUACAUUGGGGUAGGAAUCAGAGUACUGACCCCAACAUGGAGACUGAAUUACAGUUUACCCCUGCCUGGACUUUUGGAAUGGGCUGCCCUCUUUUCUUGUCCCUCAUUUUCUUUUCCUUCCAGAUAAGUGUUGAUUCUUCAUGGCUCUGUUUCCCCCCCAUGUGUCAUUUCACUUUUGCUAAAAAUGAUAACUCUCAUUGAACUUCAAAUGAAGUGGUUGGUGAUGAUAUAGGUGAGGCCGCAAUUAGGAUGUCAAUUCAUAUCCUCUUUCUUUUCUGCUGGGUAUAUCUUUUGAAAAUGUUUCUUCGAGGUACAUCAUUUAUGGCACAGGUUACUCAAGGUACCAUCCUGACACACCUGAGAAUACAAUAACCAUGAUGUACAUGUACAAAUCCAUGUACAGGGCAGUGAUGCUCUGUAGGAAUGAAAGGUUAGCUGAUGAUCCUGACAAGUCUUUAAAUGGAUAAAUGUAAAUGGAUCUUCUACCAAAUGUGGUUGAAGUGUAUGGAUAUGAUGUAUUGGUGUCACAGCCUUCUUUGACUUUCAUAUCUAGUACUAGAAGUUAUGUGGUCAUAUCUGAGUCCACUACCUAGUACUGAGUGCUGCCAACAUUAAGAACUAAUUUCCAAAUUUUCACUCAGUUGAUGCCUCUUAACCCACCCCAUUCCUCUAUUAUAUAUUCCCUUUUUAUCGUGUGCAGGGAUGCAGGGGGCUGGAGACUCUCCCAGCUCACACUGGCCAGGGGGAGGGGUACACCCUGGACCCUGUAUAUUACAGGGCUGACACAUAGAGACAGACAACCAUUCACCUGCAGGAAAUUUACAAUUUCCAGUUCACCUGACGUGUAUGUCUUUGGACUAUGGGGGGUGGGGGGGGACCCACACAGGCACUUGGAGAAACUCAAGAAAAGCCCCAGCUGCCUACUGGAUUCAAACUGAAGAUUCUCUUGCUGUGAGGCUACAGCGCUAAUCACUGAGCCACCGUGCCGCAUGACAUUCUAUCCUUUCUGGCCUAAAGUUGUGUGGAAGAUCAUUCAUAUGUCAGCAGGACAAUAAGCCUAGACAUGCAUGGAAGAUAUAUACAGUUCUGGGAAGAUGGAGUGCUGACUUGUAUGACUUUCCCUAUCAGUUAUGUAAUCCUCAGCCACAUUGAAUAUUUUGGAAAAACUUUUAAAGUGAAAAGCUAAAACAUGAUGAACAUCAUUAGAAAGACUUGUUUAGGGCAUUGUGUAAAACUAGUGCUGGAAUAGUACACAAAUUCCUAAAUUCUGCAAACACGUGUAGAAUUGAUGGGGCUGAAAUAAAAGGAAAAAUAAAUAUACUAAAUAUUAAUGAACCUUUCUGACAAAUAAGUGAAAACAGGUCAAUACUGUUUUUUAAAUAUCCUCUGGCCAGUAGUUUUUUGUUUGUAAUGAAACAUGAAUUUUGGUGGAGGACUCUGGGAUUAUAUCUCAUCUAGGUGCACUGUCAAAAUGGUGCAUGUCUAAUAUAAGCCAGGUUACAUUCAGGAUUCCAGUCUGUAAUAUCUGAAUGGUAAACAAAACUUAUCUUAGUCUGGGUCCAAUGUCAUGAUUUUUGCUUGUAUCUCCUUGAUAAAACAAAUGGCUCUAAAAAUGUGUUAAAUUUGAUUUGCUGUACUGACUGGGGUAAACCCCCUCUUUGCUGGAGUGGCUGUUGAGGAUCAAACUGAAAUAUUGUAGUGUCAGGAACUAAAGCAGGCCCAAUCAAUGCCAGCUACCUUUGUUAGCAAAAUUCAAAUAAACAUAGUUUUUCUUAAUAGUGAAUUUAAAUUUUUAUCAAAAAUGAAGUAAUCCAUGGGGCAUAAUGCAGGAUAAAUGCAUUCAUGAUGAUCUCCUCAGCUUUUGAGUUUGUGUAUGCUACCUGGACUUUAUUUAGAAACAAUAAAACCCCUUCAAAUCAUUCACUCAAGACAAAUAUGAAAUAUGCUUAUGUGAAGAUGAAUUUGAAUUCCCAGUCUUCUUCAGUACAGGGUGAGGUCCAUAACAUGUCAAGUUGCUUUAAGACAGACUGGAUCAGACAAACUGCUACCAUAGCUCACUCGAACAUGGAAAAGAAGUAAUUUACAUGAAUAUAUUUGAUAUGAUAUGACAUAUUCCAGACCUAUCACUGUAUUGGAUGCACAUAUCUGAAAUAGAUAUUGAUCCUCUCAUGUGAGGGUGGGCUUCAUGCCAAACAACUGCAUUUCCUAAACUGUCAGUGAUGCUUUAAUGUGCAGACAGUCUUACUUUGCAAUUACUUGUAUUUAUUUUGAGAGCAUUCACAUUUUAUUUACUAAACUUGUAAAAAAUCUAAUGGAUUAUCUAACACGCUCACCAAAGUCUAAUCAGAAGAAUCAAAAGAUGGGCUCACAUUCCAGAAGUUUAUGCAUAUACUUACUGUGUAUUUGUAUGAGGCAUAAAUUCAAAGGUCACUUUGUCACAAUUGCAAUUGCAAUUUGUCAGCUUGCCAAAAUCUAUCAUGGUUUAGCUGCACUGUCUUUGAAAAUAAUGGACAUUGUGCUCUAAAACAUUCAACAAAGCCUUUUCACCACGAACCAUUCAUUGCUCUUAAUUUUAUAUUGCCUCAAUUUUAUGAAUUUUAUUUUCGCAUUUAUUUAAAUGUUCUCUGUUUUAACAACCGUUUGCUACUCAACCACAUGGAUCUUGUGAAAGACAUUGCUUUAUAACAGAUAGCCUCCUUCUGAUAUUGUAUGUAGCAAAGGGCUGGGAUUGACUAGUCAGUGAUUGUGGGAGAAGAGAAGAGGUGACCAAGAGGUUUCUUCGUCAGAAAAUCACCUUGAAUUGUGGAGUGAAUAUGAGAGAUUAUAUAUGUUAUCUAAAUGAAGGGACCUCUAGUCUGUGUACUUUCUUUGACCCUAGAAAAUAAACCAAGAGCUUGGAAGUGCCUAAUCAUA
Molecule: messenger RNA, 4078 nt
Organism: Siniperca chuatsi (mandarin fish)
Lineage: Eukaryota; Metazoa; Chordata; Actinopteri; Centrarchiformes; Sinipercidae
Gene: golph3a
Product: golgi phosphoprotein 3a
Exons: 4
Coding region: 236-1117 (293 amino acids)
Biological process (GO): Golgi vesicle budding; retrograde vesicle-mediated transport, Golgi to endoplasmic reticulum; Golgi to plasma membrane protein transport
Cellular component (GO): cytosol; Golgi cisterna; trans-Golgi network
Molecular function (GO): phosphatidylinositol-4-phosphate binding
Source: RefSeq, a predicted model, not a curated record